UUCUUUCCGAGCUCUCUUACUAGAAAAAAAAAAAGCAACUAUAUACAGAAAUGGUCGAGAAAGCGUUCCACCACCGGGCGUCGCUCAAGCAGAAGCACAAGGCGUUCAAGCGGCGGCAUGCAACAAAGAACCAGCAGCGGGACAAGGCCAAGGGCAAGACGCAGCGGGCAUCAAUCAAGGGCAAGGUGCAGCGCAAGCACACGCGGCUGGACCGGCGCAACGCAGUGCGGACGGAGCAGCGCAAGAAGCGCGAGCAGCUGCUGAUGAGCACGCGGAUUUUCAGCGGGCGGCACCGGGCGCCCAAGAUCGUAGCGGUGAUUCCGCUCUGCCCCGACGUACGUACAAACGCAGUGGUUGCGCAGCUGCACCAGAGCAUCGGCGAGACUAGCGACAUGGCGGCGACCCGGCACGUGCUGAAUGUCGAGCGGUUCAAGCAGACAGUGCAGUUUGUCGAGGUGCAGCGCAACCUGCUGGACAUCAUCGAUGUGUGCAAGGUGGCGGAUUACAUGAUCACGGUUGUGUCGGCUGAGGUCGAGGUCGACGCGUUUGGCGAGCAGUGCCUGGCGGCCAUCCAGAACCAGGGCCAUCCGUCGGUGUUCCCGGUGGUGCAGUAUCUGGAGGCAGUGCCGGCGAAGCGCCGCAACGACGUCAAGAAGUCGCUGCAGAGCUUCAUGGGCCACUUCUUCCCUGAGGCCGACAAGAUGUAUGCGACCGAGUCAGACACCGAGGCCCUGGCCAUUCUGCGCAUUCUGACGUCCCAGGUGCCAAGACGUAUCAAGUGGCGCGAGAUCCGCCCCUACAUGCUGGCUGAAAAUGUCGAGUUCGAGCCGAGCCCUGAGGACUCGGAGACCGGCCGGCUCGCCGUCACCGGCUACCUGCGCGGCGCCAACCUGUCGGCGAACCGGCUCGUACACAUUCCGAACUUUGGCGACUUCCAGAUCGACCAGAUCUACAAUGUGCCGGUCGCGCAGGAGGCAGCCAAGGCCAACGCUAUUGACGAGGACAGCGAGCCCACAUUGCUCGACGAGCCGAAUCCCGAGCUGCAGGACUCGCUGGUGGCAGCCAAUGAGCCGGACCAGCUCAACAACGAGCAGACGUGGCCCGAGGACGACGAGAUGGCCGGGUGGAAGGAGCAGAUGCAGCAGAUGGAGGAGGAGGAGGCCCGCAUGCAGGCCGAGCGGGUGAUCCGCGUGCCCAAGGGCACGUCGACGUACCAGGCCGCGUGGAUCGCCGACGAGCUCGAUGAGGACGACGAAUCGGACAGCGGCUCGGACUCGAGCAUGGAUGACGACGAGUCGGACGAAUCUGGGUCCGAGAUCGACCCGUUCGAGGCCGGCGAGGGCGAGGAGUACGAGGAGAUCCGCAUCGACCAGCACGGCAACCCGAUUGAGGAGGCCCAGGAGGAGGACGAUGACGACGAGGAGGAGGCGCUGUCGCCGGAGGAGGAGGAGCGGCAGCUGCGCGAGUACCUGAAGAGCCGGGCGGCUGAGAACCGCGACGACCUGCAGUUCCCCGACGAGGUCGACACGCCCCGCGACAUGGCAGCACGUGAGCGGUUCGCGCGGUACCGCGGGCUGCAGAGCUUCCGCACGUCGCCGUGGGACCCAUACGAGAACCUGCCGCUGGACUACGCGCGGAUCUUCCAGUUUGAGAACCCGCGGCACACGCAGCAGCGCGUGGUCCGCCAGACCGACGACGCACCCGCCAAGGCCGGCAUGCAUGUGCGUGUGAUUCUGCGCCAGGUGCCACGCGCAGCCGCCGCGCAGUUCUCGCCCACGCGGCCGUUUGUGGUGUUUGGGCUGCUGCAGUACGAGCACCAGAUGUCGGUCAUGCAUUUCACCGUCACGCGCAACGACGAGUACACGGCGCCGGUGCGCUCCAAGGACCCGCUGGUGCUGCACUGCGGCUUCCGCCGGUACUCGGUGCGCCCGCUGUUCAGCCAGCACACGCGCGGCGGCCCCGGCACCAACAACGUCCACAAGUUCGAGCGCUUCCUGCAGCACGGCCGCGUCACCGUGGCCACGGUGUUUGCACCGAUCCAGUUCGGCGCGUCGCCGAUCUCGCUGUACCUUCCGGAGCCCGCCGACGACUCGCCGCUGCCCACGCUGGUCGGCACCGGCACGUCGCUGGAGAUCAACCCGGCGCGCAUCCUGGCCAAGCGCAUUGUGCUGACCGGCGCACCGUACAAGAUCCACAAGCGCGGAGCAGUCGUGCGGUACAUGUUCUUCAGCCCCGAGGACAUUGCGUGGUUCAAGCCGGUGCAGCUGCACACAAAGUACGGCCGCACGGGCCACAUCGCCGAGAGCCUGGGUACCCACGGCUACAUGAAGUGUAUCUUCGACGGCCCGGUCACGCAGAUGGACACCGUAUGCAUGAACCUGUACAAGCGCGUGUUCCCCAAGUGGAACACCGACAUCUGGGCCGAGCACACCCAGACUCCCGCCGCUAUGCACCAGUGGACCGGCCCUGUCGCCGACAAGCCCGAGGCCAUGGAGACUUAAUCUUUUUUAUUUCCAAAAUACACUCCCCUUUCACCGCCGCC
Linderina pennispora is the source of this 2542-nucleotide messenger RNA. Its product is annotated as DUF663-domain-containing protein. NCBI's taxonomy places the organism in Eukaryota, Fungi, Kickxellomycota, Kickxellomycetes, Kickxellales, Kickxellaceae. Gene Ontology annotation, molecular function: U3 snoRNA binding; GTPase activity; GTP binding. The transcript has a single exon. The record is from RefSeq and is a predicted model, not a curated record. Gene Ontology annotation, cellular component: nucleus; preribosome, small subunit precursor. Gene Ontology annotation, biological process: endonucleolytic cleavage of tricistronic rRNA transcript (SSU-rRNA, 5.8S rRNA, LSU-rRNA); ribosome biogenesis; maturation of SSU-rRNA from tricistronic rRNA transcript (SSU-rRNA, 5.8S rRNA, LSU-rRNA). Bases 51 to 2501 code for a protein of 816 amino acids.